Messenger RNA from Daucus carota subsp. sativus, 624 nucleotides. RefSeq lists its product as uncharacterized. Bases 1 to 624 code for a protein of 207 amino acids. Lineage: Eukaryota; Viridiplantae; Streptophyta; Magnoliopsida; Apiales; Apiaceae. The transcript has a single exon. Gene Ontology annotation, molecular function: nucleic acid binding; zinc ion binding. The record is from RefSeq and is a predicted model, not a curated record.
AUGUGUGGUGAAGUUGUUACUGAGAAAAGAAAGAUCGACAAAACAUUAUCUACUUUUCAUCCCAAUAAUAUCAACUUAGCCGAGAUGUACAGGGAGCGCAAGUUUACCAAGUUUGGGGAUCUCCUUUCAACCCUCCUUGUUGCCGAGCAGAAUCAUGAAUUGGUGAUUAAGAAUCAUCAAUCCCGUCCAACGGGAUCUGCUCCUUUACCAGAAGUAAAUAACACGACAUUCCAGCAGAAUGUACGUGGAAAAGGGCAUAGAGGUGGACGAGGCCAUGGUCGCUACCGUGGACGAAGCCGUGGUCGUGGGCGUGGGCAUUUUCGUCCUUAUAAUAGCUCUAGUCACCAGAAGUGGCAACCUGAAACACAGAGCAAAAGAAAGGCACCACAAGGAGGGAAAACUGACAAUUUAUGUCACAAGUGUGGAAUGGAAGGGCAUUGGUCACGUAAUUGUUAUAUCCCACAACAUCUUGUUGAUUUAUAUCAGUCAUCUAAAAGAUCGAAAGGGAAAAUGGUGGAAACCAAUUUCGCCAACAACUUAGAUGAUUCCCUCAUAAUAGCAACCGGAGGAAUAAGUGUUAAUGGCCCUAAUAAUGAAACUCCCAUAUGGGAGGCUGAGGAUUAG